Messenger RNA from Epinephelus fuscoguttatus (brown-marbled grouper), 2343 nucleotides. RefSeq lists its product as uncharacterized. NCBI's taxonomy places the organism in Eukaryota, Metazoa, Chordata, Actinopteri, Perciformes, Serranidae. The record is from RefSeq and is a predicted model, not a curated record. The coding region runs from base 205 to 2343 and encodes 712 amino acids. The transcript has 2 exons.
GGACAAUCCAACAGAUCUGGCAUCUCCUCUGUAAUGCUGAGAAGAUAGGUCCACCCUUUAGCUGUCUCACAAGUUGGAAUACUAUUUUGCUCCAGUGGGAUGCGUUUUCCUGUGUUCUGGGACCAGAUGAAAAAUACACAGUAGAUAAACAUGAAGAAGAUGUUUUGAAAGUUUCUUUUUGAGAUCAAGUUGAAAAAAGAAAAGAUGGAAGGAAAAAAGAGAAAAACUCCCUGUCCCUCCUCUGCUGGAUAUGAUACAGACAGUUGUAAGAAGAAACCACGACAAGGGAAGGAGGAAGAGUUAAAAGAAAAAAGGAAUAAGUCAUUACAAAAAAAUCAAGGGCAUCAAGCUAAGAUGUUUUCACAGGAGGGUGUUCAGGAGGAGCUACCAAGCAAAAGUGUCCCCAGCAAUUCUUCCUCCUAUCCUCUGCCUUCUUUUCUUUUUAGAAGAAGGCGUGUAGCUAAGGAUCAUCGACAACAACGUCAACAAUCACCCGAAUCAUCGGGCACCAGCAAAACAGAAGGUGAGGUAGGGGAGACAAGAGGCCAGGUUUUACGCACAGCCCAUGUUGUAACAAGCAGCUACCAUUAUCGCAGUCUUUCGUCAUGUUUCGAAACGUCGAGAUACCCCAGUCCACCACAACAAAGUUCUACCCUUCAAAGACCUUCCACAGAAAGAGUGUCAGGUCAUGGCAGCCCCAGGAUACAAUUUAACUGUCCUUCACUUUUCGACACUUCCAACUACUAUCCCGUCUCUGCUGGGUAUGACACAAGCAGCCAUAACAAGGAAGGUGACACUCUACAGGCAGACAAGGAAGACAAAAAUGAAUCAUUACACAAAUAUCAACAAAGUAGAACUUCCUCCUCAGACCCCAGUUCAGAACAAACACCCGCUGACUAUCAAAAAACAUGUGCUGACUAUCGAAAAACACGUGUUGAUUAUCUAAAAACACGUGCUGACUAUCGAAAAACAUGUGCUGACUAUCAAAAAACAUGUGCUGACUAUCAAAAAGCACGUGCUGACUAUCAAAAAACAUGUGCUGACUAUCGAAAAACACGUGCUGACUAUCUAAAAACAUGUGCUGACUAUCGAAAAACAUGUGCUGACUAUCGAAAAUCACGUGCUGACUAUCGAAAAACAUGUGCUGACUAUCGAAAAACAUGUGCUGACUAUCGAAAAACAUGUGCUGACUAUCGAAAAACACGUGCUGACUAUCAAAAAACACGUGCUGACUAUCAAAAAACACGUGCUGACUAUCUAAAAACACGUGCUGACUAUCGAAAAACACGUGCUGACUAUGGAAAAACAUGUGCUGACUAUCUAAAAACAUGUGCUGACUAUCGAAAAACAUGUGUUGACUAUCAAAAAACACGUGCUGACUAUCGAAAAACAUGUGCUGACUAUAGAAAAAAACCUGCUGGCUUUCAAAAGAAACUUUCUGACUAUCAAAAGAAACUUUCUGCCUAUCAUAAACAAUUUCUUAACCAACAAAAACAAAACCUGGAAAUAACCCCGACUGUUGCCCCUCCAUGUCCACAAAACACACCCACAGUCCUGCAGGACCCAACUGUCUGCGCUGAAGGACGCAGAGUACAAGAUGCAUUUGAGUUUUUGUGUAUGCAGUAUGAAAAUGUACCAGUAGGUGACAGUGAUGCUCUGGUGGAAAUAGACACACCUGUUACAGCUGUGAACUACUCAGUCACAAACACCCUGCCAGCCCAUUCUCACCUCCUACAAUCCCCAGAAUGCUUUAGAAGCAGGAGAGACUCCAGCUGCCUGCCUCGCUCUCGCAGCCUGCCUUCACUGAGUCAGAUAACGUCUGCAAAGAACAAGAGCUUAAGACGAGCUGAAAGCUUACCUGACAUGCUGUUAACAAACAGCUUUGAGGAGUUUACACCUGAAAUGACUGCUGAGGAAAACGAUGAAACCUACAGGUUCCAGUGCUCCUGCCCAGGCCUGUACCAGUGCAGUGUGACAGGCCUGGUGUUUCACAUGGAGGGAGAAGGGGACGUGGUUUACAGGAUUGUCCCUUGGAACAGGAGGCUACUGGCCCAGCAUCACAAGAAGCCUGCAGGACCCCUGUUUGACAUCAAGUGUCUGCAGCAGUCUGUGUGUCAGCUUCAUCUCCCACACUGUGAGAUCCGCUCCACAGGUGGAUGUGAUUUCUUGUCAGUUGCUCAUGUGAACGAUGAGGGCAUUGAGUUUAUCAGCCCUCACAAGGUAACAGAAACUCAUGUUAUUAUAAACAUCACAGGGUUUUCUGCUUUCGUAACGUCAAGGAUGAAGACUCACCAGCUGACCCGGUCCGAGCGCUGGUUCUGCUGUUCUACAGGCCCCAGAUGA